Verruconis gallopava is the source of this 1511-nucleotide messenger RNA. RefSeq names its product anthranilate phosphoribosyltransferase. The coding region runs from base 65 to 1393 and encodes 442 amino acids. The transcript has 2 exons. Gene Ontology annotation, cellular component: cytosol. Gene Ontology annotation, molecular function: anthranilate phosphoribosyltransferase activity. Gene Ontology annotation, biological process: L-tryptophan biosynthetic process. The record is from RefSeq and is a predicted model, not a curated record. Lineage: Eukaryota; Fungi; Ascomycota; Dothideomycetes; Venturiales; Sympoventuriaceae.
GGAAAUUCAAAGACUCAAUUGCUCUGGGGGUUUGCAAUUCCAACAGUCCGAAAAUUAAGCUACCAUGUCUGCGCCAGAAGAAGACGAGAAAGUGGUGUACAUCACGCCCUUGCUCAAGCGCCUUUGGCCCUCGCCUUCGGACGAGAACGUGACUGCCAGCGAAGUAGCUUCGGCUAUAUCACAUAUCUUCACCAACAGCCUGACGCCUGUGCAGACAGGAGCUCUUUUGACGGCUCUCCACUUUACUGGACUGGAUACACGAGCAGAUGUUCUGUCCAAAUGUUCGCAAGCAAUGCGAAACGCUGCGGCGCGCAUUGAUAAGAAGGCUAUAAGAGAUAUUAUUCGAAAACGAGGAAGGAUAGAGGGCUCGUACAAGGGGGGUUUAUGUGACGUGGUGGGCACGGGCGGAGACUCCCACAACACUUUCAACAUCAGCACUACAGCCUCAAUUGUAGCAUCUUCACUGCUUCUGAUUGCUAAGCAUGGGAAUCGGGCCUCAACUUCGAAGUCUGGAUCGGCGGACUUGCUGCAGAAUAUACCACCCAAGGCUCCAGCGUUAGCAAAAAUCACACCUGAAAACCUUCCAACGCUCUAUGAGAGCACGAACUAUGCUUUCUUGUUCGCGCCCACAUUCCACCCCGGAAUGCGCUACGUGAUACCCAUCCGAAAGCAGCUAGGCUGGAGAACCAUUUUCAAUCUUAUGGGCCCGCUCUCGAAUCCUGUAGAUAGUACAAGCUCUGCGGAUGAUUCGCACACCGCUCAAUCACUCAUCGAGGCCAGACUGAUAGGGGUUGCUCGAAAGAGCCUGGGCGAAGCGUUUGCACAGUCGUUUGUCCUAUCAGGAGCUCGCAAAGUCAUGGUCGUCUGCGGCGAAGAGGACCUUGACGAGCUGAGCUGUGCUGGUCCGACGCAUUGUUGGAAAGUCAAGGAGACGCCAAACCCGGAGUUCAAAGGCUCUGCAGAUCCUGACGAUGACGAUUAUACAACCUCAGAUGACGAAGCGCCGCCGAGGUACAUCUCCAAAAUCGAGCACUUCAUCCUCACGCCCGAGGACUUUGGGUUCCCACGUCACUCGCUGAAAGAAGUUGGACCGGGGAAGGAGCCGCACGAGAACGCAGCGAUCCUUAUGAAGAUCUUGAAAGGGGAGAUGCCGGCUGAUUCCCCAGUCAUGCAUUUCGUACUGAUCAAUUGCGCGGCAUUGUUCGUGGUCAGCGGAAUAUGCGACGCAGACGAGAGUAACAUGGGGCCCGGAGAUGAUGGAAAGGUCAUCAAAGAGGUCGGACCGGGAGGUGGAAGGUGGAAGGAGGGCGUUAGACGAGCAAGGUGGUGCAUUGAAAGCGGAGCGGCGUUGAAAAGUCUCGAAAAGUUUGUAGAGGUCACAAAUGCUUUGUGAAGGGGAAAUGACCCGUCCACGUCGUCGACUGUGAAACAAUGCCAAAUGUUGGCGUCUGGCUUAGUCUCAGUGUACCGGAACAGCAUAACUCAUGGCUCUAAUGGACAUCGUUGCCUGG